GGUUUACGUAAUCUGUGAACGAUCCCAAACUAUUUUAGAUGGCUAGUGAGGGUGCUUAUCGUGAAAUUGCUUCGGGAUCUGGCUCACAAUCGAAACCAAAAAUGUCUUUUCUCGGGGGCCUGCGAAAGUUUUUCGAUAAAGAGUUUGCGGCUGAGUUUCUGUCUACUCUUAUAUUGGUGUUGCUUGGAGACGGUUCGGUGGCUCAAUACAAGAUGCUUAACAAAAGUGCGGUGGAACCUUUUCUGUCAAUAAACAUCGGGUAUGCGUGUGCGGUGACGUUUGGUUGUUACAUAGCGGCUGGAGUAUCAGGUGCUCACAUGAACCCUGCGGUAACCAUAGCCCUGGCAGUCGUGAAGAAGUUUAAAUGGAACAAGGUCCCUAAAUACAUCACUGCUCAAAUGUUGGGUGGCUUCUUUGGUGCUCUCCUCGUUUUUAUCACUUAUGUUGAUCGGCUACUGAAAUCGGGAGACGUGGUUGAGGAAGAGUCAUUUAGGGGGAUAUUUGCGACAUACCCGCACCCCGACACUACAACAGGUGGUCAGCUGCUUGAUCAGGUUGUAGGGACGUUCCUUCUCAUGCUCAUUGUUUGCUCUCUUGGUGACAACAACAACUCCGCUCCCCCCAAAGGUGUAACUCCUAUUCUGGUGGGUGGUGCUGUGUUAUCUAUUGGUCUCUCUUUCGGAACCAGCUGUGGAUAUGCCAUAAACCCUGCGAGGGACUUCGCUCCUAGACUCGCCACAGCUCUACUUGGAUAUGACCACGUAUUCUCAGCGGAUAACUACUACUUCUGGAUACCGAUAAUCGGUCCCAUCAUCGGGGCAAUCCUGGGUGCAGUAACCUAUCUAGUCUUCAUAGAACAGCCUGGGAUCUCCUGCAUCGGUCAGAAAGGUGCUGACUUAGAUCCCUCCAAUAUUGUUAGUAACGGGGCUUCUGAGAUAGAGUUGGAGAAAACCGCUGCUUGAUAGUUGGUGUAGAACAGAUUGAUUAUUUUAGUUUUAAGAUAAACUGGUGAUAUUAUGUAUUACUAUUUCUGUAUUAGUAUUAGCAUCAUAUUCUAUUAGAUUAUAAUUUAGACUCUCAGAUAUCAAGAAAAAUGUGUAAUUGACGCGUGACUGAUCAUGAUGUGUGAUGGGGCUGUUUACUGCAUUGUUCUAACUGAGCUGUAUUCAUUGGUCACAUGACCACGGUCACAUGAUCACAUGAUCACAUGGUCACAUGGUCACAUGGUCACAUGGUCACAUGGUCACAUGGUCACAUGACCACAGUCAUCAUUACUUUAUUGCUUUGUUGUGUAUUCAGCUCAAUUUUUAUGUCACGAGUCAACAACAUUAUUCGAUAAACCAGUAUAGCCCUGCGCUUUAGGUUUUUCAGUUCAUGUGUUAUAAAAUUGUUAUCUCAAUCUGCAUCUGAUCUUUAAUGUAAACCAGGGUUUAGGCCUGGCUUAUGUAAAUGCAAGAAGUAAACACUUUAAUAAAUAAUAUUAUAUUAACUCGCAGCAUGUUUUCAAGGUUCGAAAAGAAUUCCACAGAUAAUAUAAUGUAUAGAAUUA
Bolinopsis microptera is the source of this 1549-nucleotide messenger RNA. RefSeq names its product probable glycerol uptake facilitator protein. Bases 39 to 962 code for a protein of 307 amino acids. Gene Ontology annotation, cellular component: basolateral plasma membrane; plasma membrane. Gene Ontology annotation, molecular function: water channel activity; glycerol channel activity. NCBI's taxonomy places the organism in Eukaryota, Metazoa, Ctenophora, Tentaculata, Lobata, Bolinopsidae. The record is from RefSeq and is a predicted model, not a curated record. The transcript is spliced from 7 exons. Gene Ontology annotation, biological process: water transport; glycerol transmembrane transport.